AUGGAGUUUGAAAACAAAGAAAACAGGUUGAUGGCCUCUUUUGAAAAGGUUGUAGUCAACACUUCGAAUGCCUCCCCUAUUGUUUGUAGAACCCCACUUCAGAGUGUUGACAAUGUAGCUUUAAAGAGAAGUACCAAAAAAGCCUACUACAGCCAGAUUACACCUACACUGAAAACUCCAGGUCGCAAAGCAGCUAGGGUUCGUCCAUCCUUGUUAGUGUACCAAGACAAAGUGCAAUCCGACACUGAUGAUGUGCUCCUCAACUCACUUGUGUGUAAGAAGGUGGAUGAAGUCAUUGCUAAGGCCAAACAGCAAUAUGAAAACCAGAUCGCAGAAAAGGAGAAGACCAUAGCUAAUCUCCAGAACUUGGUGAAGACUGCAGAUGAUACUGUGAACUGUGCAACACCAGCUAAUUCAAUAGAAAAGAACAGUUGUAAUGUUCAGACUGACCUUGUACAACACAGCAGUUGUGGGACUCAGGUUGACCCUGUGGAAAGCAGUAAUUGUGGUGUUCAGUCUGACCCUGUUGAAAACAACAGCUGUGGUAUUCAAGCUGACCCUGUUGAAACCAGCAGCAGUGGUACUCAGUUUGACCCUAUAGAAAGUACAUCUUGUGGUAUUCAAACCAACCCUGUAGAAAGCAACAGUUUUGAUACUCAGACUGACUCUGUAGAAAGCAACAACUGUGGAACUCAAUUUGACCCUAUAGAAAGUACAUCUUGUGGGACUCAGUUUGACCCCAUAGAAAAUGCCAGUUGUGGAACUCAGGCAGAUGGUUGUCCAUGUCUCCGCUGCGACCAGAUGGACAGUGAUAUCUUGGAGGAGCAAGUCUCUCUCUAUGUCAAUGGCAUUGUGAGCAAGUGUGCUGCUGAUGUACAAUUAGAACAGAUUACUGGAUUUAUAAACCAGACAACUAAAGCAGAUCGGGACCACCAGUUACAGAGUGCCAACUCUCUGAUACAGCAACUUAGGAUAGAACUAGCCGAGUACACAGAGCUGACUGACAGUGUCGACCUGGCAGAGAGACUUCAGGUGAUGAUAUUAGAGAAUAUAUCAGAAAACUACUGUAAGGUGAAGGCAGCGGCUAAAAGAUUGACCUAUCUUCAGGCUCAGACAGAGCAACAGGCACAUGAGAUAAAGGAAAAGAUGGAGGCAAAUGACAUUCAAAUGAAGCGUAAUUGCCAUGAAAAAAGGGAGGUUCUGGAGAAAUAUGAAUGUAUGGAGAAGAUGUUAGAGACAUCACGAGAUAGCCUAGCACAGAUGGAAGCCUUAUACAAGACCACAUCAGCAGAACUUACCAUUUCAAAAAGCCAAAUUCAAGUUAACAGUAGUGAGCUUGUGUCAGUAAAAAGAGCCUAUGAGAACAGUGAAGCUGAUUUAAAGGAAAUGCAGACUCGUUAUGCUGCUGACACAGACAAAUUGACAGAGGAAAAAGAGCAACUGAAAGGACAGCUCGAGCAGAUGCAGGAGACAUUAGGCGAACUUCGCACAGACAUGACUGGAGUACAGACGGAGCUGUCCACAAAACAGAAUGAAGUUGUUGACCAAAAGGAGACAAUUACCAGUCUCACAUCUGAGCUGGAACAAGCCAAGGAAAUUAUUGCUGUGCAGCAGGAGCAAAAUCAGGGUCUCAAGAACAAAAAUGAAGUUCUUCUUGGAAGCAUUGAGGAGAAGAAUGAUGAUAUUUCUAAACUAAGACAAAAGUUGUGCGACAUGGAAUCAAGGCUUCAGACUGCUGAAGCACAAUCCGAAUCAGAUCUCGAGCUGAUGAAACAGCGAUGUGAAAGCCUGUUGACAGAACAAGCUCUGACACGACAAGCCCAUAUUAAUCAGGUGCGGGACCUUGAGCUGGAGUUAGAGCGCCGCGACUGUACUGGACAGCUUCGCACUGCACAUGGCCUUAUACAGGAGCUCCAGACAGAACUUUCAGAGUACACAGAGCUGGCUGAAAGUCUCAAAAUAGCUGAGAUUCUACAGGCUAAGGUACAAGAGGUGGUCAAUGAGAAUUUCCUGAAAGUGAAGACAGCUGCCGACAAACUACUGACAAUGAAAAGGAACAUUGACAAGGAGAAAUGUGAGGUAGCAGACCAGAAGAAGGUGAACGAGGAAGAAAAAGUGGACUUGGAGGGGAUGAAAACAGCACUUGAAUCGUCCAAGAACAGCUUGGUACAGUUUGAGACGUUGUACAACAGUACUUCUGCUGACCUCCUCAGCACAUCUAAGCAAGUCCAGUCUCUGAAUGAGGAACUCAACACGACAAAAACAGCUUAUGAGGCCUGUCAGCUAUGCAAGGAAGAUCUUAUCAAUAAACUGAAAGAGAGUGAAGAAAAGGAGAGAGAAAGCUGCCUGGAACGUCAGGGAGUGCAAGUUUCACUUGAGGCCAAGGAGCAGGAGCUGGAGAAUGUCAAUAAACGUCUAACACAAGUUGAAACGCAUUACAAGGAGAAGGAACAACUGCUGCAGUGUGAGAAUGACCACUUAACCUCAGCUGUGGAAAACCUGCAGCGGACAUUGGACUCGCAUGAUGAUGAUGUAGAUCAAGCAGAGAAGGAGUUAUACGAGAUCCGUGAGUACAUGACGGAGAAGCUGGAGACCUUGGAUAGGCUCAAGAUAGAGGCAGAGACCAGAAACAUGGAACUCCACAAGUAUCAACAAGACAAUAUGAAACUCAGGGACAAUUGUGCUGUGAUGCAGAGUUCAAUCCAAGAGCUUAAGGAGACAAUUCAGAGCAAUGCCUAUGAACUGUCAGAGACAAAGAGUCAUGCCUCACGUAUGUUACAUGAACAAGGUGAAGAGCUGAGAGAGUGUAGUCAGUCGGCCUCUAUCCUCACCAACAAGAUGGACACCCUGUUGCAGGAACUUCAUCGCAAAGUUGGCAUCUCCACUCGGCAGGAUGCCCCUUCAAACGUUGACCAUUCUAGUGAGAUUCCAGUUGUAGAAGAUAGUGAGAAUGUUCGAAAACAACGACCUUGUAAAGCUAGGAAGUCAUUCUUGUCCGAGAUAUUCCUAGCAGCCUCCAGACAGCAAACAGCUCAAGCAUCACCAUUCAGGGAGGAAGAGGAAAGCACAGAUAAUGUAUCUGAUGAAGUCGGUGAGGACAGCCCACAGUCAGACCAAAAUAUAUCAGGAAUAUACCCCCUACAGAGCAGUACUGAGGCAAGCCCUGCCACCAUCAGCAGGAGCAAAUUAGGAUACUCAAGUUCAAGUGCAUUUGCACCGGUCAGGACUGGGCAGAGUUUGAUAGUUCCUCAGUCAGGUCCAUUAGAGAUAAGAAAUGAAAAGCCUGGAUCGCCUUCAGACAAGGUCAGUGAUAUUAGUGCUGAGCAGGAAAGUAAUGAAACUCAAGGGGAAGUCUGUCAGGGACAACUGAAGGAGAAGGAAACCAUUACACAACAAAUCAACGCCAUCCAUGAAUAUUUCACAGAGAUCAUACGUCUAGCCAACAUAGUGGAGAAAGCAUUACGACUAUCUAUUGAUGAAGUCAAUGCUGAUAAUGAGGAAUUGAGGCAGCAUAUUCAAAAGCUGCAGUUUGUGGAACAAGAAGCUGUGAGAAAGGAUAAGGAAGUUGUACAACAGAGAGAGGCAAUUGCGACUUUGGAACAACGUCUAGAAAACAUGGCUGAAAACCUUGAACGUUUUUCUGAUCAGGAAUCUCUUAUACAGACCCAAAAGUCUGAGUUAUUGGAGUUGAAAUCCCAGCUGAGGACACUGGUGGGUGAGAAGCAGGUGCUCAGUAACCAGGUGAAGGAAGCAGUAGGCAGAAUGAAGAUGCUAGAGAGUUCUGGCGAUGUGGAAGGCUCCACAGCAUCAAGUGUUGCUGAGGUCUUCAGUCUAAAAAUGAAGAUUCAGAAACUAAGGGAUCAGUUAUUGAAGAAGGAUGAAUACUAUGAAGAACUUGGCAACAAAGCCUCACGACGGUUAAAAGUAUAUGAAGAAAACUGGAGGCGAGCCGAAGCUGAAGUGUACAGAUUUGAUGAGCUAAUGGAGAUAGUUGGACAGACAUUGUCAAAACGUCCAGAUCUUGUCUCCCAGCACCAGGAGCUAAAAGAUCUCCAAAAACUGAUACAGGGACAGAAAAGUCUUCCCUCUGAGAAGGACUCAGCCUCUGUACCUCUCAAGUCCAUUAAAACUGCCAAAUGGUGA
Ylistrum balloti is the source of this 4143-nucleotide messenger RNA. RefSeq lists its product as uncharacterized. The record is from RefSeq and is a predicted model, not a curated record. Bases 1 to 4143 code for a protein of 1380 amino acids. The transcript is spliced from 24 exons. NCBI's taxonomy places the organism in Eukaryota, Metazoa, Mollusca, Bivalvia, Pectinida, Pectinidae.